AUGUUUCCGCAUGUAUUCAUAGAUUGCAGUCAGUCAAAUCGUACAGCACUUCUACUUAGUGACACAAGCACUGUGGUUGUUCAAACAUUGGUUAACAACUUACAAUCUGUUGGUUUGACAGUCAACUACAUCUCUGGAGGAAUUUCAACUUAUAGUGGAUCACCAAAUGCAGCUAACUACGACUCAGUAAUUUUAAUUACUGGCAAUGAUUAUGCUACAGAUAUGCCAAGUAGUGGGCAAGAGUCGAUUCGAAAUGCUCAACAAAACAGUGGCACUGGUAUAGUAAUGACCGAAUGGGCAGCAUAUCAAGUGUUAAGUGGAAGAUGGUCGGUACUGUCUUCACUUUUGUUGGCCACGCGAAUAACAGGCGUGACUGCAAGCAUGUCGUUUGAUUUGGUUAGCAUCAAUCAUCCGAUUUGGAACGGUUUAGCAGCAUCUUUCAAUACGUCGGUUACACUUGGCUACAGUGUAUUAUCUACACCUAUAAAUGGUAGCUUAACAAUAGCGAGUUGUAUGCAAUGUGGUGGACCUGCAGUCAUUGUUCGUCCUAGUGUUGCAUCUAAUGGUCGUAUAGUGCAGAUUGCUCAUGGUGGCCAUUAUAGUUCCGGUGGAGCUAAUUUCAAUUGGCAGAAUGAUGCUAAUCUUGUAACUAUGAUGAAUAAUGCAGUUAAAUGGGCAGCGAAAAUGAUUUGA
This is a messenger RNA of Rotaria sp. Silwood1, 693 nucleotides long. Lineage: Eukaryota; Metazoa; Rotifera; Eurotatoria; Philodinida; Philodinidae. The record is from the annotation of a GenBank genome assembly.